Messenger RNA from Liolophura sinensis, 717 nucleotides. RefSeq names its product M-phase inducer phosphatase 2-like. The record is from RefSeq and is a predicted model, not a curated record. Bases 1 to 717 code for a protein of 238 amino acids. Gene Ontology annotation, biological process: G2/M transition of mitotic cell cycle; positive regulation of G2/MI transition of meiotic cell cycle; positive regulation of G2/M transition of mitotic cell cycle. The transcript has 4 exons. Gene Ontology annotation, cellular component: nucleus; cytoplasm. NCBI's taxonomy places the organism in Eukaryota, Metazoa, Mollusca, Polyplacophora, Chitonida, Chitonidae. Gene Ontology annotation, molecular function: protein tyrosine phosphatase activity.
AUGGCAUAUUCAUUACCGGUACCUAAGAAGUUGUUUGAGGACGAAUGCUCCUUGGAAUUACGUAGUCCAGUUAAGCAGUCUGAUGAUGCAGCGGAAGGCAAUAUCUUUUCCCCGAUGAUGGAUUACUUUCUAAGAAAAGGGAACUCGUCCUUUCUACUAGCAGACGAAGAUUCCAGAGAUAGUGGAAUAGGCUUUGACGACAGUUUCACCAAUGAUGAGUGUCCACUUUCGCUUUUUAGCAGGCCUUUUAUACAGCUUAGUAAGGUGCCCGAGCCUAGGAAAAAACAUUGCCCAUAUAGCCAAAAGCGAAGGCGUUCAGAAAGCGACGAAGAUGAGUCACCUGUUCAGAAGAGAAAGAGAUCUGACGACAUGAUGGAGACAAGCAAGUGUUUACUCAGACCGUCCAAUUUCCAGUCAGAAGAUCAAAUUAAAACUGCCCUGGACAGAGUGUCGGAAAAUCCAGACCUGAUCAGUGACGGCAGCGUGGCCUACUGUCUGCCAACUGUUCCAGGCAAGCAUCAAGAUCUCAAGUCCAUCACGCCGGAAACUUUGGCGCGGCUUCAAAACCACGGGUUUGAUGACGUAGUAGAAGAAUUCCUCAUUGUGGAUUGCAGAUAUCCCUAUGAGUUUCAAGGUGGCCACAUCAAAGGAGCUGUCAACUAUUACACCAAGGACAGAACUCUGCACGCCACAGGCCUAUCUGCCGAUGCACCAUGA